Molecule: messenger RNA, 1585 nt
Organism: Synchiropus splendidus (mandarinfish)
Lineage: Eukaryota; Metazoa; Chordata; Actinopteri; Syngnathiformes; Callionymidae
Product: mitochondrial carnitine/acylcarnitine carrier protein
Exons: 8
Coding region: 249-1208 (319 amino acids)
Biological process (GO): carnitine transmembrane transport; mitochondrial transport
Cellular component (GO): mitochondrial envelope
Molecular function (GO): O-acyl-L-carnitine transmembrane transporter activity
Source: RefSeq, a predicted model, not a curated record
UGUUUUACUGCACGUUUCCACGGAGGACUGCGCUGACACGUCUCCUUCCAGAGUUGCGAAACGUCCCGUCAAGUUCAUGUUUACAGUUCCGGAGAGAGUUUCCGGUCGGCAGGCGUCGCUGCGGGCGGACAGUUGGACAAGGAGCGACAGACAAGUGCGCGUCUCACCUCCAGCCGCGCGGCGUGAGACAGGCCGGCGGCAGCGGGCAGACGCGGCCCGGCCGCCCAGUGUGACCAUGCUGGCUCAGGAUGGGGGGAGAAGAACGAGUUUCUCCUCUCAAGAACUUCAUGGCCGGAGGCGUCGGCGGGACCUGCCUGCUGCUGGCCGGACACCCGCUGGACACCAUCAAGGUCCGACUACAGACUCAGCCUAAAGCCUCUGCUCAGUAUGUCCUCUACACCGGCACAUACGACUGUUUCCGCAAGACCAUCUCCAAAGAGGUGAGCGCUGAUGGCGGCUGUCAGACACGGCGGUGUGAGACGGUGCUGGGUUUGUGUUUCCAGGGCGUCUUGGGCCUGUAUAAAGGGAUGGGGGCUCCACUGGCAGGUGUGGCUCCCAUGAUGGCCAUCAGUUUCUUUGGAUUUGGUCUGGGAAAACAGCUCCAGCAGUCGGAUCCUGGGAAGCCUCUGACGCACAGCCAAAUCUUCUUGUCCGGCUGCCUGGCUGGGGUCUUCACAACAGUCAUCGUGGCUCCUGGGGAGAGGAUUAAAUGCUUGCUGCAGGUUCAGGCAGGAAGCGCCAAGUCGCGCUACACGGGCCCGGUGGACUGUGCCGUCCGACUGUACAAGGAGCAGGGGAUCCGCAGCGUCUACAAAGGGACUGUCCUUACUCUCAUCCGAGAUGUGCCUUCUAAUGGUCUCUACUUCCUGACGUACGAAUACCUCAAAAACGUUCUAACCCCGGAGGGUCAAAGCGUCUCUCAGCUCAGCACUCCUAAAAUCCUGCUGGCCGGCGGCGUGGCGGGUAUCUUGAACUGGACCAUUGCGCUUCCACCUGAUGUCCUGAAAUCCAACUUUCAGACAGCUGCAGAUGGAAAAUACACAGGACUAGUGGACGUACUCAGAACGCUGCUGCGUGAAGAAGGACCCAAAGGUCUUUAUAAAGGAUUCAACGCUGUCUUCCUGCGAGCCUUUCCUGCCAAUGCGGCCUGUUUCCUGGGGUUUGAAGUGGCAUUAAAAGGACUCGACUGGCUCGCGCCCAGUUGGUGAAGUAGUUACUGACCACGUCACUGUGAUCGUGAUCUUGCAUUUUUAACAUGGAUGCACGAGGUCGGCCCAAAUCAGAGUGUUUUCAAGGCCAUUUCAUUUUGUUACCUCAGGCCUUUACCCGUCUGUAUUUUAGUCAGUGUAUUUUAGAGGUGUGGUCCUCAAAAAGCUGUCCUGGGCCGGACACUGAGGGUGUAUGUGACUUGAUGUGACUUGAACUAAUGUAUCAGACAUUCGAUUGGAGGCAUUUAUAAAUUAUAUAUAUAUAAAUGUGUAGUUUUGAAACUCCUUGAUACCUUGUGAUACCUUGCAACAUAAUUUUGUGUUAAGGCUAUUUCUGCUCAUGUGUUUGUGCAGUAUUUUAAUAAAGGAUUUUUAAU